Messenger RNA from Macadamia integrifolia, 1137 nucleotides. Its product is annotated as oxysterol-binding protein-related protein 3A-like. The record is from RefSeq and is a predicted model, not a curated record. The transcript has 8 exons. Bases 271 to 1122 code for a protein of 283 amino acids. Gene Ontology annotation, molecular function: sterol binding. Gene Ontology annotation, cellular component: intracellular membrane-bounded organelle; cytosol; membrane. Lineage: Eukaryota; Viridiplantae; Streptophyta; Magnoliopsida; Proteales; Proteaceae.
GAGAGUGGUACAAUCACAAAACAGCUCCAAUGGCUUCAAGAUGUUCGUGGAAUGUCCACUAUGGCGGAGGGGGAUAAUAGAGCCUCACACGGUUAGGCCGACUUUACGGAACCGAGUCAACCUCGGCGGCCAAGUUGUGAAAAGACCGUGGUCAUCUCAGUUUUCUGGUCCUCAUCGCUUGACCAGAAAAGCUUGCAACGAGAGGAGUCGUGCACUCAAGACUCGGUAAAGAUCUUCUCGACCUGAGAGAAAUCGAAUAGGUUUCCUAAGAUGGCUUCUAAGGAUCAGAAGCAGGGUGGUGGAUUUUUCUCUUCCAUCGCUUCUAGCUUGUCCAACUUCGGAAACGCGAUGCACAAAUCUGUCAAUGGGUUGCUUGGUUACGAGGGACUGGAAGUUGUAAAUCCAGAAGGAGCUGCAGAAGAUGCGGAGGAGGAAGCUCAGAGGGGAAGAUGGAAGCAGGAGGAUAGAGACGGUUACUGGAAGAUGAUGCAAAAGUAUAUAGGAUCAGAUGUUACAUCGAUGGUAACACUUCCAGUCCUUAUUUUUGAGCCAACGACAAUGCUUCAGAGAAUGGCAGAGUUAAUGGAGUACUCCUAUUUGUUAGAUCAGGCUGAUGAAUGUGAGGAUCCCUACGUGCGGUUGGUUUAUGCUUCAUCAUGGUUCAUAUCUGUAUACUUUGCUUACCAACGAAUGUGGAAACCUUUUAAUCCCAUACUUGGCGAGACUUAUGAAAUGGUUAAUCAUGGAGGCAUAACUUUCAUUGCAGAGCAGGUGUGUCAUCAUCCUCCAAUGGGUGCUGGGCAUGCAGAAAAUGAACAUUUUACAUAUGAUCUGACAUCCAAACUGAAGACUAAAUUUUUAGGAAAUUCAGUUGACAUCUAUCCUCUUGGAAGGACACGUGUGAUCCUUAAAAGAGAUGGUGUAGUCCUGGAUUUGGUGCCUCCUCCCACUAAAGUAAACAACCUUAUAUUUGGAAGGACCUGGGCUGAUUCACCAGGGGAGAUGAUUUUGACAAACUUGACAACUGGGGACAAAGUUGUUUUAUAUUUUCAACCAUGCGGCUGGUUUGGGUAUGGAUCUAUUACUACCUUUCAUGGUGGAUUUGAUUUCUUUUUAACUUAAUGUAGCUAGAGUAAU